Halichondria panicea is the source of this 1520-nucleotide messenger RNA. RefSeq names its product probable ATP-dependent RNA helicase DDX47. Lineage: Eukaryota; Metazoa; Porifera; Demospongiae; Suberitida; Halichondriidae. The transcript is spliced from 10 exons. The coding region runs from base 76 to 1380 and encodes 434 amino acids. The record is from RefSeq and is a predicted model, not a curated record. Gene Ontology annotation, molecular function: ATP binding; nucleic acid binding; RNA helicase activity.
AUAAGGUUCGCAAUUGUAUGGUUUGUGGUUAGUUCCGGUCAUCUCCGUAUACUACUCACCCACGUGGAGUUAAAGAUGGCUAGUAUUAAAGAAAGCGAUGGAGAAACAAUCACUUUCAAGUCCCUAGGCCUGACUGAUGUCCUGUGUGAGGCCUGUUUGGCUCUCAACUGGAAGAUCCCCACUGACAUACAAAGGGAAGCACUGCCCUUGGCCUUUCAAGGACGUGACAUCAUUGGACUUGCUGAAACUGGAUCCGGCAAAACUGGUUCGUUUGCCCUUCCCAUUCUGCAGUCACUCCUGGAAAGCCCGUCAAGACUCUAUGCUCUCGUGCUCACACCCACCAGAGAGCUGGCAUUCCAGAUAGGAGAGCAGUUUGAGGCUUUGGGGGCUGGUAUCGGAGUCAAGGUUAGCGUGAUAGUGGGCGGAGUCGACAUGGUCACACAAUCUCUUAAUCUCGCCAAGAAACCGCACAUUAUCAUCGCGACCCCUGGUCGUCUGGUGGAUCAUCUGGAGAACACAAAAGGUUUCAACCUUCGUUCUCUGAGGUUCCUGGUGAUGGACGAGGCAGACAGAAUACUCAACAUGGACUUUGAAACAGAGGUAGACAAGUUACUCAAAGUUAUCCCCAGAGAGCGAACCACUUAUCUAUACUCCGCCACCAUGACUAAGAAAGUGGCUAAAUUGCAGAGGGCUUCCCUACACAACCCAGUCAAAUUGGAGGUCUCCACUAAGUACCAAACAGUUGCCAAGCUAAAGCAAUACUACCUCUUCAUACCAUGCAAAUACAAGGAUUGCUACCUAGUGAGUCUGCUUAAUGAGCUAGCUGGUAACUCAUUCAUGGUCUUCUGUGGCACCUGUAACAACACUCAGAGGACGGCCUUGCUGUUACGUAACCUUGGUCUCCACGCUAUUCCCCUCCACGGAAAGAUGCCUCAAGCCAAACGUCUCGGAGCUCUCAACAAGUUCAAAGACAAAUCUCAGUCUAUUUUAGUGGCUACAGAUGUUGCUAGCAGAGGCCUGGACAUACCUCACGUUGACGUGGUGAUUAACUUUGAUAUCCCCACUCACUCCAAGGACUACAUACAUCGGGUUGGCAGGACAGCCCGUGCUGGAAGGUCAGGCAGAGCCGUCACCUUUGUCACUCAGUAUGAUGUCGAGUUGUACCAACGAAUAGAGACACUGAUCGACCAGAAGCUGUCGCUCUACCCCACAGUAGAGGAGGAGGUCCUGGCUAUGAUGGAGAGGGUAGCUGAAGCACAGAGACAUGCAAAGAUGGAGCUGCAAGAAUCUUCACUGGAGAAAAAGCGAAAGGGUUUAGAGGCAGAGGAAAAGAAGAAACCCUACGCCAAACGUCGGAAGGUGGACACUGAGAACAUUUAGAGUAGCUAUAUAUGUUUUCUUGUUUCUGUAUGUGCACAACUACUUAAGCUGUUUCAUAAUAAUUAUGUUCAUCAGAUUCUCAGAUAAGCUCAUUGAUGAUUUGUGUGCAAUCAUUGUCCGAUAUGCUUGCCAAGUUUGUC